CCACCAGCCUUUUCAUGUUUUCCUGAAAAAAAACCGCGGAAUUCUUUACACCUAUUUUGGAAGAAGGAGCAGGAUGAGGCUGCUGGCACUUGUUGGAGAAAAAGGGUAGGCAGGAGCACUAGAGAAGAGGAAACGUAUAUUUAAACCCAAACAAGCUCAGCUUGAAGAAAACAUUGGCUUUCAAUGCAGCUAUGAAUUAAGAAAAUACAAAAGAAAUUUGGAUGCUUUUUAAGAAGGGAAGGCCUGAGAGAAAGAGAGACUCAGAAAGAGCAGGAAAAUCUUGAUUCUGACCAUCACCGUCCAGAGAGGUGACAGCCCGAAACACCCAGGGGCUGCUCGUGGGAGGGUGCCCGGUCCCUCCCCAGCUCUGCCACCGCCCGCCGGCAGCUGAGUUAAAGCUUCUGCAAGGACAAAAAUAAAUACUGCUCUUCAACAGGAUUCUCACACCGUUUAUGCGAUUUCCCAUCCCCUGGCUGGUCCCUGGGGGCAGGACACCGCCUGGAAACCAUCUCGGGUUGCAGAGGUUCCGCGGAGGACCCUUGGAUCUGAGCCUGAGAGGCACAGGUUGCCUCUAGCCAGAAAAUUCAGCAUGACGGAAGCAUUCACAGACACGACACCUGAAUACAGUUAUGAUGAACAUGCUUUUACCUGCAAUAAGACUGACAUCCAAGAAUUUGGGAAAAUAUUCCUACCAAUAUUUUAUAUCGCGGUGUUUGCUCUUGGCUUCACAGGGAAUCUAAUGGUGAUUUUUGCCAUUGUGAAAGAAGGCAGUAAAAAAAGCAUAACUGACAUCUAUCUCCUGAACUUGGCUAUCUCAGAUCUUCUCUUCGUGAUCUCCCUCCCCUUCUGGGCUUCCAACACGGUGCGUGGAUGGAUUUUUGGGACUAUUCCAUGCACAGCUGUUUCCUCCCUGUAUUACAUUGGUUUCUUUGGGGGCAUGUUCUUUAUCACUGUUAUCAGUAUUGACAGAUACUUGGCCAUUGUCCGGGCAACAUACUCUCUGAAAUCCAGAACAGUGAAACAUGGCUUUCUCAUAACCUGUGGAGUAUGGGCAGUAGCGAUUUUAGUCUCAGUGCCACAUUUUGUGUUCUCCCAGCUGGUAGAAAACGACUGCAUUUCUGUCUUUCCCCAGAAGCUGGAGAACAUCUGGCCAGUGUUCUGCAAUGUCGAGCUGAACACCAUUGGCUUUAUCAUCCCAGUCUGUAUCAUAGGCUAUUGCUACUGUGGGAUCGUCAAAACCCUGCUGUUCUGCAAAAAUCAGAAAAAAACACGAGCUAUAAAGCUAGUCUUGGUUGUGGUGGUCGUGUUUUUUCUGUUUUGGUCCCCCUACAAUGUAAUGAUUUUUCUAGAGACUUUAAAGUACUAUGAAUUAUUCACAAGUUGCAACCAAAUUAAAUCAUUAGACUACGCAAUGCACCUCACCGAAACCAUUGCGUUCAGUCACUGUUGUCUCAAUCCUCUUAUCUAUGCCUUUGCUGGCCAAAAAUUCAGGAAAUACCUGUAUCGUGUCUGCUUAAAGUAUUGUCCAUGCCUGUGUUUCUGUGGCCCCUGCAGUCGCUACCAGGUCACCUCUUCAGCUAGCUAUCCAGAAAGCAUCGUGGUCAGCAACAUAACCCAGAACACCAGCGACCAGGAUGGAUCUGUCUUUGCCUAAAAGGCUCUGUGAAGAAGAAAUAUGUGUAAAUAUGUCUUCUGCAGGGCUAGCCACCGCUGGGAGAUCGCUCUUACCCAGUGUCCUGGCUUGGGGUAAAACAGACCCAACUUUCUGUUUGGUAAUUUUACUGCUUAGCUAAGCCUCUUCCAGCUCUCUGAACUUAACAGUGUAUUGUGGAGAAAACUGUUUGUUCUCAGGGUGGUAAGAACUAUGUUUGCAGUUAAUGCCACGAAAUGGUAUGCAGGGAGAGUCUUGCUCAUACUUACUAUUGUAACGACCAAGGUCAGGUAACUUCAUUAUUUGUCCCAUUGAAGGGUCAGAAAUGGAAAAGCUUAGAAGGGUCCCACCUGUGGGGAGGAGCAGACAGGACGGGUGACCCAAAACUGACCAACAGGGUGUUCCAUCCCAUCUGCCCCAUGCUCAGUAUAAAAGCUGAGGGAUCAAAGGCUCAGCCUCUUUCUUCAGUGGCUGACAUCUGAGGAGGACCCUGUCUGUUCAUCUGCCUUUGAUCCAAAUCCCUGCAUUCCUGACUCUAGAUCUGGAAUCCAGCUCCCGUCCGUCACCAAGUCCAGUUUGGGACUUCCCCAGUCCAGGGACAUCAUCCUGGGACCUUGAUAUGGUUUCGUACAUAUUAUAUGUAUUUAGUUCCUUCUAAACUCCUAAAUCUCUUUACCUCUUCUCCUCUCCUGGGGGAGAGCAUCUGUCAUCCAUCAUUGGCCAAUCCAGCCUAAACCACACCAGACUUUUUGGCACCCAACGUGGGGCCCGAACGCAUGACCCUUGCCAAAUAUAUUGCAUGGUUUAUUUGCUGUUUGUGUUUGUAUGCGGUGCUUUAAGCCUGCUAUUUUGGUGUGGAUUGGCAUUCAGAUGUAUAAUAUAAUUACUUGGAUAAUGGUUCUACCUGCACAUCUCGGGUGUCACGUGAAUGAUUCUUUUAUUAAUUACACUUUCGGUUUU
Molecule: messenger RNA, 2611 nt
Organism: Calidris pugnax (ruff)
Lineage: Eukaryota; Metazoa; Chordata; Aves; Charadriiformes; Scolopacidae
Product: CX3C chemokine receptor 1-like
Exons: 5
Coding region: 590-1654 (354 amino acids)
Biological process (GO): chemotaxis; immune response; G protein-coupled receptor signaling pathway
Cellular component (GO): membrane
Molecular function (GO): chemokine receptor activity; chemokine binding; scavenger receptor activity
Source: RefSeq, a predicted model, not a curated record